GACGUUCAGACGCCGAGAAGAGGCAGCGUCUGUCGGUCACGGGAAGACGUUCAACCGAGAAGAGAAGACCCGGGCAGUUAUCCAGCCGUCCACCCGCCCAUCGCUACCCACCCUCCCACCCGCAUACCUACUAGGCUGACCGUAUUCCUACCAGGCUGAGCGUAUUCCUGCUCGCCUGCCCACCCACCUGCUGCCCGCCUGCUCAACUAUCUUAACAACAACCUUCCUAUUUCACCCAACUACCCAGACCACCUACCUGGCCUCCUGCCCACCUACCCGCCCAUCCAUCUACCUACCUGCCCACCUACCUGCCCACCUACCUGCCCACCUGUCUGCCCACCCGCUCAACCGGUAGCCCAUCUCAGUGCCCUCCCUCCCAACUAAUUCAUCCACCCGCCAAACUACCUGCCCAACUACCCUUGCCCAUCCACCUAGGACUGCCGUUCACUCAACUGCCUGCCCACCUGCUCGUCCACCUGCCCGCCCCGUCGCAGAGGCGUGAAGGCGACGCCGCCGCCGGGAGGAGAGCCACUCGAGUGGGAGACGACCCGAGUCCGGAUCCUUCUCCACAGCGAGCCGCGCGUUAUUGGCAGCGCCCGCCAUGAGCGUGUGCAGCAGAGGCAGCGGCCGCCGGCGCAGCAGCAGCAGCAGCGUCAAGAACAUCAACGGCGCCGUCGACGCGGGCGACGCGGGCAGUGACGGCGGCGGUGGCGGCGGGAACCCCUCGGCCGAGCCGUCCGAGUGCAACGAGGCGUUCCCCCGCUCCGCCUACCGCGACGUCUGCCUCAACAUCGGCGGCGUGCGCUUCAGUCUCGACGGCGACCUCCUCUACCGCUUUGCCGACACGCGGCUGGCGCAGCUGUCGCGCUCGACGGAUGCCGACGAGCGCCGGCGGCUGUGCGACGACUUCGACCCGCGCGCAAACGGCAGCGAGUUCUACUUCGACCGCGACCCCGAGGUGUUCCGCACCAUCAUCGACCUCUUCUACGACGGCGAGAUCCACAUGAACAAGGGCGUGUGCCCGCUCUGCUUCAAGGGCGAGCUCGAGUUCUGGAAGAUCGACGCCGCCUUCCUCGACGACUGCUGCAAAAGCUCGUGCGUCGAGAAGGAGGAGGAACUCGACGAGAUCGCGCGCCGGGUCCAGCUCAUCCUCGAGGACCAGGGCCACGCGGGCGAGAGCGCCGCCACGCGCGUACGCAAGGGCCUCUGGAUGCUCAUGGAGAAGCCCUACUCGUCGCUGUUGGCGCGCCUGCUCGCCAUCGUGUCGUUCGCCCUCGUCGUCAUCUCCUCCGUCGUGCUCUGCCUCAGCACCAUCCCCGAGAUGCAGACGGUGGACGCCGCCGGGCGCCACGUGGAGCACCCGACGCUCAACGUCAUCGAGACGGUGUGCAUCGUAUGGUUCACCCUCGAGUACCUGCUGCGCCUGCUCGCCGCUCCGCACAAGCUGCGCUUCGCCGUCUCCUUCAUGAACGUCAUCGACGUGCUCGCCGUGAUGCCCUACUACAUCGGCAUGGCGCUCACCGACUUGGGCGAGGACGCCAACGGCCUCUCCAACAUGCAGCAGGCCAUCCAGGCGCUACGCAUCAUGCGCAUCGCGCGCAUCUUCAAGCUCGCGCGCCACUCGAGCGGACUGCAGAUGCUCACGUACGCGCUCAAGGGCAGUUUCCGCGAGCUCAACAUGCUGCUCUUCUACCUGGCCGUGGGCAUCUUUCUCUUCUCGGCGCUGGGCUACACGGUGGAGCAGUACCACCCGGAGACGCUGUUCACCAGCAUCCCGCACUCAUUCUGGUGGGCCAUCAUCACCAUGACCACGGUGGGCUACGGCGACAUCUACCCCAAGACCAACCUCGGCAAGCUGAACGCCGCCAUCAGCUUCCUGUGCGGGAUCCUGGCCAUAGCCCUGCCCAUCCACCCCAUCAUCAACAACUUUGUGCGCUACUACAACAAGCAGAGGGUGCUGGACACGGCCGUCAAACAUCAGCUGGACCGCAUGGCUAUGGGAGAUCUGCUCAACUUUCCAGACAACAUGAACGCGGUGGGAGAGUGCGGUGGUGGUGGUGCUGGUGGUGCUGGUGGUGGUUCUGUACGCGGUAAAGUGGUGAGCAAAGUUCACUCGUCGACCCCGCUGCUGAAACCGUCUCAGCACCAGCGAUCCGUGAAUCGCAACGUAUGUUGAAGUGUCACGUCGGGAUCAUGGACAAGGUCUGAUCGGCUGUCUCUCAGUCUCUCUCUCGCUGUUAAUCUUUCUCUCUCUCUCUCUACCCAUCUCUCUCUCUCUCUCGUUUAUCUUCCGACACGUCCGUCACACUUCACCGAUGAAUGUUUUGUUCGCUACGGCGAGACGGAUACAUGUCUGGUGUCCGAUUCAGAGUUUCCAGGGUACUGGACGUGCCAAAGUAAAAUAUAACACGAUCCACAGAAGCAGCAGCAGCAGCGAGAAAUCAUCACGACCGCUGAGGAUAUCCACCAAGUCUCAUGCGAGUGUCGUGAUUUGAAGUGCCACUCGGCAGUUUGGAGAUCAAUCUCUUGGGGGGUCGAAUGUAUUUUCUGUUGGUGUUUAUUAUUAAUAAUGUUACUUUUUUUCCAGGGGAUGGGGGCGUAUUUGUAUUAAUGAUAGCCGUGUAAUUACAACAACGACGAUGAUGAAUACGAUGACGAUGCUGAUUAUGAUUUCGUCGGUCCCUCCGGGUUCGGAGGGCGAUGUACGUUGAACUUCUUUCGCACCGUACGUAGCCAACCGUGCGAAUCGGUGGGUGCGGGAGAUGCACACAGCCGGUGGCUUUUGAGGUGGCCGGGCUGUCCAAUUGUUGAACCACAGAGCUUUGGGUAUUGGAGGGGGGGAGGGGGGCACGCAAACCCAAGUGGAAGUUGGAUCCACAGUGCCGGGUUGGCUUCCUCCUGCUCUAGAUUUGAAGCUUUCGUGACUGCAAGGAUUCAUACUCUUAGUUCUUUCGGUAAAGUCACGUAGGUAAAAAAUGAAAUUAAAAUUAAUAAAAAAAAUAACGACGUUUGGGAGGCAACACAGUAUAUAAGGUCGUACAUCUUGGGACUUCUCUCCACUUGAUACAGAUUUUUUGCUGUGACAGUUUUACCUGAAGACGGAAGCUUGUGUUGCCUCCGAAACGUCGUGAUUUUUUAUUUUUUUAUUUUGUAUUAAUUUUAAUUUCAUUUUUUACCUACGUGACUUUACCGAAAGAACUAGGAGUAUAUAUUCCUCCUGCUCACCAUCGGACCAUUGUUCUGCCGAUGCACGGCCUACAGCGGCCAAUCAGAGAACGCGUCAGAAGUAGAGGGGCGUGGCUUCAUCCAGCAGUGGAUAGACAAUGGCUGCCGGUGGUGACGGUGUUGGUGUGGCCGGAUGACACGAUAUUUAGAUGGCACGAGCCGGUUGGAAAGCUCAAAUGUCAGAAUCAGCAGUCUCUCUCACACACGCACACGUGUUAAACACCGAUUUGUGUUGAUCGCAUUUGUAUACUCUGUAUGAUUAGUCAUCUUCCGAGGUUUUCGUCACGCGAUGUUUAUGAUAUCGUGAGAGUGGAAUUAAUUGACCGGCGGUGAUAGUUGUGUGUGUGUGUGUUCGUGUGUGUGCGCGUGUAUGUGUAUAUAUAUGGAGGAGUGGUGGCGCAGUGGUUAGCGCGCUAAGGUACGAACCAACUGCGCGACCAAUAUCAAUUGGCCCAUAUCUGAACACCGGUCUUGGGCAUCUUCUAGGUCGACUCGACCUUAGGACAUUAGAGUAGCCUCAUGCGGUGUGUCGCAAACAUCAGGAGCGGGGAGACAACAGCGGCCAGGCGCGAUGUUGACCACCCCAACCCUUCUUGUGAAGUUCCGGCCUUCCAUAGGUGCUGCUCACUAACAGCACUUGCCCCAACAGCCUGAUAAAAUAUAUACGGGGGGGGGGGGUCGUUGUCAUUGUACAUAUCAACAGCGCAAAUGGCAAUCGAACACACGAACAUUCAGUGAAGACAAUUAAGGAACACAACACCAACAGCACAAGCGAUAUAACGUUGUUCGAAUGUUUGUGCAGCUGUGAAUCGGACUCCUCUCUCUCCUCCUCUGCCAGCCCACCCACCCACCCCCUGCCUGGCUCUCGCCUCCAUCUCGAUGUCACGGUGUGUGCUCUCCCUCGCACUCUCCCACCCGUCGAUCCUCUCUCUCUCUCUCUCCCGAGCCGCUCUGGUCGCGCUCCCCACGUCUCUCAUCUCGCCGGGCCCGCAGCACAAACCGCUCUACCUCAUUCCACUGCUCGCCUCGUGCUGCCGUAAUUCUGGAACACCUCCUCCUACUCUCACCUCUCGCCUCAUCUCCCCCUCCUCGUCCUCCUCCCCCCUCCUCCUCCUCCCCCUUCUCCUCCCUGCCGUCCUCCUCCAUCCUCCCCCCUCCUGCUCCCCCCUCCUUCUCACCCCUCCUCCUUCCUCCCCCCCCUCCAUCCGGUCCCCCUCCCCCCUCCUACCCUCUCCCUCCUCCUCUCUCCCGUCCUCCUCCAUCCUCCUCUCUCAUCCUCCUCCCCCCCUCUACCCCCUCCACCUCUCAUCCUCCCCCCCCUCCUCCUCCCUCUUCCCCCACAUCCUCCUGCUCCACUGCUAACUUCUGCAACUCAUUAUCCUGCUGCACAUUCUCGACCCCGCUCCCCCGUGCUCAUGGCGCCUCCCGUGUCUUCCGACUUGAUCAAAAGUCUCCGCUUAUUUCUUUUUGUUUGUCUCGGCAUCAUUGCGUCACGAUGGCGUCUCGCGGCAAGCGCUCAUCCCGAUGACCGGGACGCGUGUUGUGACGCCGCUUCCAGGAGCAGCUUUCAAUAAAAGUUCGACGACAGAAGCGCGAACAUCCUCCCUGUGCGUAUCCUUUACACCGUUAACGAUCCUAAUGCUUCUCAUCAUAAUCACGACGAUUGUCGGAUGUACACUCCCGUUAUCACAAGGCAGAAACAUCCCUCUGGGGUUUGAUCUUUCCACCGAAGCUCACGGUCCACCCUAAAUCGCAUCCCAGUGCACAGACCGUGGCAGCAGAUGCGGACACCUGAUGCACGAAUGGAAAGUGUAAAACCCUCCGGUAGUAGCGGUGCGACUGUGGUCAUACAGAACAGACCGUAACGGCGUGUGACGACGCAAUGCCCCGGGCCACAACUACGCAGAAGGAGACAUCACAGCGGUUAUCUGGGCUUGGCCGCCUUCGAUGUGAAAUUGAAGUCGUAGCUCUGCAUCGACAUCAACAGCCGUACGGAAGAAGAGGAAGAGGAUAACACAACGCUGCAUAUUACAUCGUAACAAAAUAUCAUGACAUCUUUCUUAACAAUCGUCGUCAUCAUCAUCAUCAUCAAUCACGAUCUGUCCACGGCUGGGUGAAAGUCGCUAUCUCACGGUAUAGCGAUCCUACAAUCCGUCUACCUCCAGCACACGAACCGAUUCCACAGCAAGAUGUUACUUUGACUUUGGGCACGAUCGGUAUCAUUUUUGACCUGUGGCGAAACGACCAGUACACAUUACGGCCGUCGCAAACAGCUUGCCUGCAUCAUGAACAUAACCACCGAUUCGCACUGUUGGCUAAGUACGGUGGGAACAAAUGUCAACGUACUAUUACUAUUCACUAUUUUCUUUAAAUUUAAUUUUGCCAGGUGAGGCCCACUGAGCUAUGAAGCUUUUUUUCAGAAGCGGCCAAAAUGUUUUAUCUCAACGAAAGUGGCUCAUCACCGUGUUGAAAUUCAUAGCAGCCAAAUACUCUAAACGCGUGAUGUUGAGGAGAAACCCGGAUGACCCGGAGAAAAAUCCACGCGGGGGGAGAGAGAGAGACACGCAAACUCCAAAUAUACAGCAGGCGUCCGGGUUAGUAUCGAACCCACAACCUCUUGUAUAUCAGGCGAGGUUGUUAACAUCUCGCCAGCGCGGCAUCCCUGCCAUACCAUCAGCAUAAGCACAGGAACGCGACCACAAUCAACAGACCACCCACCACUGCACGUAACGCCACCAACUUAAUCAGCACCACCACCACCACCACCACACCUCCUUAUCUAUCACCCAUGAAUGAGAAGCAUUCCCUCUCGACCCGUGCAGAUAAAAGCCCCGUCCAGCACUGCCUGCGGUACGUUGCUGCCGCUCCGCGAUUUCAAUCAGACCGGAGCAAAUUAAUUCGCGUGCCGUUAAUUGCGAGUGGAAGAAGCUGCUGCUGCUUCCGUGGAGCGGAGCGGUUUCAACAAGCCGUCAAAACCAGUGCAAGCAAGGAGCCUCCACGUCGUGUGGGGAAUCCUCUGAACCUGGCCCGGCCUCCCCGAGGUCGACACAAUACACGCAAAGAUAACAACAAUGACCCCGCCCCUAUCGACAUCACGCAUGCCCACACGCCCACCCACACGCAACCACAAUGUGCCCAAGCACACGUGUACGCAAUACCAAUACCUUUACACACACACACACCACCAUACACUUUCAUAUAUUACACACACAUCCAAGUAUACACCCACGCACCCACACACAUAACCACACGUGCCCACGCACACACGUGCACGUCAUACAAAGACAUAUUAACACACAAAGACAAAGACUCCCCGUAUAGCUGUUAGCAGACUCUCGGGGCAAGUGCUGUUAGCGAGCACCCAUGAAGACCGGAACGGGUGGCCAGCACCACGCCUGGCCGCCUUUGUCUCCCUAAUGGCGAUGUUUACACACCGCACCAGGUACUCGUUCGAGGCUGAGACGACCUAGGGGAGGCCCAGGACCGGUUCAGAUAAUCGUCACUGGUGUUGGCCGUGAGCGGGAAUAGAACUCGGGUCACCUGGUUCGUAGCGCAGCGUAGCGGUGAGCGCUACGCACCAACACACACUCCAUCACUUUACCAAUUUUUGCACUGGGCCGAUAAUGUUUUCAUGUCGUGGGUGAAAAUCUUUUCGAACAGGAUUCGUGAUGCCGCUAUUUAUUUCUGCACUUAUGCAUUUGCCGGCUGGUUAUUUCAUUUAUUUAGACAUGGAGCUAAUGCUGUUUUUUCCCCCAUUAUUAUCAUCAGGCUGCCGCACGCUCGCCUCACCGCGACCCCGCGACGAUUAGAGUGGAGUGGAGAUGGAGUGUGAUAUUUACACCCCGAACCAACUAAGUCACGUGUGCGUGGUGGUGGUGAUGGGGAGGCGGUGGUGCAGCGGUUAGCACGCUGCGCUACGAACCCGACGGCCCGGGUUCGAUUCACGGCCACCAACCCCAGUGACGAAUUUCUGAAUCGGUCCUGGGCCUCCCGCGAGGUCGACUCAGCCUCAAAUGAGUACCUGGUGCAGUGGUGUGUAAACACCGGCAAUAGGAAGACAAAGGCGGCCGGGCGUGGUACUGGACACCCCUACUCCCUCGUGUGCCGUGUCGUAGUAGGCCACUGCAGUGCGAGCGUCUUCAACUCCACCGACUCUCCCUGUUGAAGCCGUCUCGUCGUGGACAACAGACCUCGACAUUGGCAUCGAGCUUCUGAACGUACUGAGAUUCGCAGUGUCAGUCUAUGGGCAAUGUUAGUCUAUGGGCAGUGUUAGUGUAUGGGCAAUGUUAGUAUAUGGGCAAUGUUAGUCUAUGGGCAAUGUUAGUCUAUGGGCAAUGUUAGUAUAUGGGCAAUGUUAGUCUGUGGGCAAUGUUAGUCUAUGGGCAAUGUUAGUCUAAGGGUAAUGUUAGUAUAUGACAAUGUUAGUCUAUGGACAAUGUUAGUCUAUGCGCAAUGUUAGUCUAUGGGCAAUGUUAGUCUAUGACAAUGUUAGUCUAUGGGCAAUGUUAGUCUAUGGGCAAUGCUAGACUAAGGAACAUACACCUGUAGAGUCUGCGCCCCUUCAACGGAGGAGGGAGAUGAACAGCAAAAAAUGCCACGAACCCUCCUCUCUCUCUCUCUGCUAAAGUCCAGCAGCAUCAGCAUUAGACCUUGGGCAUCUUUCAUCGAGCUCGUGAACCAGCAGCCCGCUUGCUGAAUAGAAUAUUCGCUGAAAAACUCCCCCCAAGCCUCUCCCCUCUCCACCCUCCCCGCUCCCCCAAUAAAAUCGCUAACUGCUGUUGCCGCGUCCCAUUAAAAUGCGAGCGAGUCAAUGAGAUCCGCAUGACGUUCGCUCGGACAAUGCUCGUGACGCGAGGGGGAGAAGGGAUCGGCGCUUCUGCUGCUGCUGCUGUGUGAUCUAUAUUAAGGUGUCAAGCACGAGAGUGACAACACCAACCACGGGGUACGGUUACGGGGCAACAGAGAGCAGAGGGGCAGGAGGACAGGGGUGGGGAGUGGCAUUGGAGUCCAUGCCCUUGAAUGUCCAGCGGCCAAAAUUAGCGUCAAGAAAGAAAGAAAAAGAAAAUAAACCUGCCGAGGUUGUUCGUCCGCUGCGUUGCAGAAUUCGAGGCCACUUGCACUCGAUACACGUGCGGUGGAGACAGUGACACUGCAAUCGACACACGUGCGGUGGAGCCAGUGACAUCGUCACACGUGCGAGUGGGCAGCUCAUCCACCUGACCCUCGUCAGACACUCAUCAUCCCUUCUGGACAUCUGUGAGAAAAAGCUUCAUAGCUCAUCAGACUCCUCCAGUAUGAAUACAGAUUCUGAUUCUGACACUCGCCACUCAUCAAUUCACCAGCCCACCACCGCCUCAUCGUGCGUUAGCGACUCGCCUGACACUCACCGCGCAUCGCUUUACGUUGAGUUUCGUCCCGGACGAUGGGGUCAUGGGGGGGAGAUUUGGUCUCAAGUGGGCUGGUGGCGGGGGACGGUGAUGACCUUUGAACCCUUCGUCGAAAAAUAAUAAAACUCAACACGUGCGUCAAUAACGCUGUGCGUGCGUGUGUCCGUGCAGUCUCUCGCUCUGUGUUCUCGCGAACAGCACUUGUCUCAGCUGCCUGUCAGAGGCUAUACGGGGGGCCUUUGUGUGUGUGUGUGUGUGUGUCGGUGGGUGCAGUAGUUGUAGCGGUGAGCGCUACGAAACCGGCGACCCGAGU
This is a messenger RNA of Lethenteron reissneri (Far Eastern brook lamprey), 8925 nucleotides long. RefSeq names its product potassium voltage-gated channel subfamily F member 1-like. Gene Ontology annotation, biological process: action potential; potassium ion transmembrane transport; protein homooligomerization. Gene Ontology annotation, cellular component: membrane; voltage-gated potassium channel complex. Gene Ontology annotation, molecular function: protein binding; voltage-gated potassium channel activity. The record is from RefSeq and is a predicted model, not a curated record. Lineage: Eukaryota; Metazoa; Chordata; Hyperoartia; Petromyzontiformes; Petromyzontidae.